Messenger RNA from Schistocerca nitens (vagrant locust), 655 nucleotides. RefSeq names its product transcription initiation factor TFIID subunit 13 (gene Taf13). The coding region runs from base 115 to 480 and encodes 121 amino acids. Lineage: Eukaryota; Metazoa; Arthropoda; Insecta; Orthoptera; Acrididae. Gene Ontology annotation, molecular function: protein heterodimerization activity. Gene Ontology annotation, biological process: transcription by RNA polymerase II. Gene Ontology annotation, cellular component: transcription factor TFIID complex. The transcript has 3 exons. The record is from RefSeq and is a predicted model, not a curated record.
UGGUUCUCUUAGCAGUACAGAUCGUGCCAUCUAGCGGAGAAAAGUUCCUGCAUUUAGUAUGCGGACGUGUUUUGUUGACAAUUGAAGUUUUGAGUGUAAAGUUGUGUGUUCAGGAUGGAUGAAGGAUUUGAAGGGUUUGAGGAAGAGGAGUCUGAUUUACCACUUGGACAGACACUUUCUGGAAGAAAGCGCUUAUUCUCGAAAGAACUUCGUUGCAUGAUGUAUGGCUUUGGUGAUGAUCAAAAUCCAUAUACAGAAAGUGUUGAUCUUCUAGAGGAUCUCGUAAUUGAAUUCAUUACAGAAAUGACACACAAAGCUAUGGAAAUUGGAAGGACAGGAAGGGUUCAGGUUGAGGAUAUUGUUUUCCUUGUGCGAAAAGACGCAAGGAAAUAUGCACGUGUGAAGGAUUUACUUACAAUGAAUGAAGAACUGAAGAAAGCCAGGAAGGCAUUUGAUGAAGUGAAGUAUGUGGGGACAUAGUAUGUGACGUGACAGGCUUCUGUGUAAAUUAAUAUUUUUGUAAAAAAGUGUAUUUAUAAAUAAACAGCAUUUUGUCAACUAUACUUUUCUGUCAGUUGACAAUGUUAGUUGUAAUGUAACAUAUAUUCAUAGUUUACAUUGUCACAUGAAAAAUAUAUAUAUCAUCAGAACCCCA